Aphidius gifuensis is the source of this 2046-nucleotide messenger RNA. It is a transcript of the gene ATPsynbeta, whose product is annotated as ATP synthase subunit beta, mitochondrial. Lineage: Eukaryota; Metazoa; Arthropoda; Insecta; Hymenoptera; Braconidae. Gene Ontology annotation, biological process: proton transmembrane transport; proton motive force-driven mitochondrial ATP synthesis. The record is from RefSeq and is a predicted model, not a curated record. The transcript is spliced from 4 exons. Bases 87 to 1634 code for a protein of 515 amino acids. Gene Ontology annotation, molecular function: ATP hydrolysis activity; proton-transporting ATP synthase activity, rotational mechanism; ATP binding.
AUUUCUCGACAUAAAAAAAAAAAAAUUGUUCAGUUGGUUUGUCGAGCUACGAUCGAAUAUUUGUGAUCGUUUCUGUUCACUUGGCCAUGAUGUUGAGUGCCGUUUCAAAGUGCCUCAGGGCCGUCAAACCUACUAUUUUACAAAAUGAAGUUGCCAAAGUAUCUGGAGCAUUGUCCGUAAACAAACGUGAAUAUGCUGCAGCUAAAACUCAAGCAAAAGCUGGUACAGCACAAGGACGUGUUGUUGCUGUUAUUGGUGCUGUUGUUGAUGUACAAUUUGAUGAUGCAUUACCACCAAUUUUAAAUGCUCUUGAAGUACAAAAUCGUUCACCAAAACUUAUUCUUGAAGUUGCUCAACAUCUUGGUGAAAAUACUGUUCGUACAAUUGCUAUGGAUGGUACUGAAGGUAUUGUACGUGGACAACCAGUAUCUGAUUCUGGUUUUCCAAUAAGAAUUCCAGUUGGUGCUGAAACAUUAGGACGUAUUAUUAAUGUUAUUGGUGAACCAAUUGAUGAACGUGGUCCAGUUGAAACUGAUAAACGUGCACCAAUUCAUGCUGAUGCACCAGAAUUUGUUGAAAUGUCUGUUGAACAAGAAAUUCUUGUAACUGGUAUUAAAGUUGUUGAUCUUUUAGCUCCAUAUGCAAAGGGAGGAAAAAUUGGUCUCUUUGGUGGUGCUGGAGUCGGUAAAACUGUAUUAAUUAUGGAACUUAUCAAUAAUAUUGCUAAAGCCCAUGGUGGUUAUUCAGUAUUUGCUGGUGUUGGUGAACGUACACGUGAGGGUAAUGAUCUUUAUCAUGAGAUGAUUGAAACUGGUGUUAUUUCAUUGAAAGAUAAAACAUCAAAAGUAGCACUUGUAUAUGGUCAAAUGAAUGAACCACCUGGUGCACGUGCUCGUGUUGCUUUAACUGGUUUAACUGUUGCUGAAUAUUUCCGUGAUGUUGAAGGACAAGAUGUAUUGCUCUUUAUUGACAAUAUUUUCAGAUUUACACAAGCUGGUUCAGAGGUAUCAGCUUUGUUAGGUCGUAUUCCAUCAGCUGUAGGUUAUCAGCCAACAUUAGCAACUGACAUGGGUACCAUGCAGGAAAGAAUUACAACAACUAAAAAAGGAUCAAUUACAUCAGUACAAGCUAUUUAUGUACCAGCUGAUGAUUUAACUGAUCCAGCUCCAGCAACAACAUUUGCCCAUUUGGAUGCAACAACUGUACUUUCACGUGCUAUUGCUGAAUUGGGUAUUUAUCCAGCUGUCGAUCCACUUGAUUCAACAUCACGUAUUAUGGAUCCAAAUAUUAUUGGUAAAGAUCACUACAAAAUUGCUCGUGAUGUACAAAAAAUUCUUCAAGAUUAUAAAUCACUUCAAGAUAUUAUUGCCAUCUUGGGUAUGGAUGAAUUGUCAGAAGAAGAUAAAAUAACUGUUGCACGUGCAAGAAAAAUUCAAAGAUUCUUGUCACAGCCAUUCCAGGUCGCUGAAGUCUUCACUGGUCAUCCUGGUAAACUUGUUCCACUUGCUGAAACAGUAAAAGGUUUCCAAAAAAUUCUUGCUGGUGAAUUAGAUCAUCUUCCUGAGGUUGCAUUCUACAUGGUUGGACCAAUUGAAGAGGUCGUUGCCAAGGCAGAAACACUCGCUAAAUCAUAAGUUCAUUUUUAAAAUAUAACAAAUCCUCUUGUCAAGAGAAUUUUAAAUUUUCAAAUAACGUAAAAAAAGAAAAAAUUGGUAAAUAAAAAACAACAUAAACAAAUAAAAAAAUUAAAAUAAUUAUAAUCACAUACAUAACCCAUCAGUCGAAUUAAUCUUCCAACAAGUUUAAAUGUUUUUUUUUUUUUUCGAAAUUUGUUGAAAGAUUACUUUGACGUUGAUCUAUCUAUGCAGUAAAUUCAUUAGACAUUUUUUUUUUUUUAAUCUGCAUUGUCAGGGGGAAUCGUUAACGUCGUAAUGUAUUCAUGACAAUUACGAAAUCGUAUUGUAUAUUAGUAAAAAAAAAAAAAAACAAAUCGAAAAAAGAAAAGGAAAAAAAAUAUAAAAAUUAAAAAAAAAAGUAUAAACAUUA